Meira miltonrushii is the source of this 1237-nucleotide messenger RNA. RefSeq lists its product as uncharacterized. The transcript has a single exon. The coding region runs from base 253 to 984 and encodes 243 amino acids. Gene Ontology annotation, molecular function: translation initiation factor activity; ribosome binding. The record is from RefSeq and is a predicted model, not a curated record. NCBI's taxonomy places the organism in Eukaryota, Fungi, Basidiomycota, Exobasidiomycetes, Exobasidiales, Brachybasidiaceae. Gene Ontology annotation, cellular component: cytoplasm; eukaryotic translation initiation factor 3 complex. Gene Ontology annotation, biological process: regulation of translational initiation.
CACAAAAUUUAAACGUUUUGACCGAGUACCUAGAACAACAAUUGCAAAAUGGGGAGUACGAUUGUUUGGCAAAUUUGGCCAUCUUGAAAUUGUGAGUGUGCAAGGGAGAUACUAUUGAGCCGUUUAUACUGAGAAUGGAUGGCAUAGACCCAUUACGCGAUGAUCAAGUACACCAGUACGCAAGCCGAGUAUAUCACUUUUGAAUGGAGAGAUGUACAGGGAGGCAUGCUUGUUAUUAGCUCUAUCUGAUACAUGGACAAAGGAGGGAAGAUGAGGGGUGGAAUUCACCAGCAUGUGUUUCACGGACUUCUUACUGACCUAUUUUACUGCUAUUUUAGGUUCCAAUUCAACCCUCAAGAUUUUGAAUAUUCCGUUGCUAUUUCCGUUCUCCUCAAAGCAUUGACAGCUGCACCUUUCCCCGACUUCAAUUUGUGCUUGUCUCUAUUGGGUGAAUCUCCCGUUUCCACUUUGCCAUCUUCUACUCCUUCGUUCCCAGAAGAAGCAACAGAAGAACAAAAAGAAGAAAUCAGACGUUCGACUAAAGAAGCUACGUCAGUUCCCGCUGCCGGUAACCUUACCGAUCCUUUGAUCGUCAAAUUGUCAAAUUUAUCCUCUUACCUUCUUUCGGCACGAUUCAGACUAUUCUGGAAAACAUUUGCAUCGGCCGAUUACAGUGAUGUUCGUGAAUUCGCAAAAGGGGCACAUGGAUUCGAAGAUGCGAUCAGACAGGUUGCCUUGGAAAGUGUAAAGGGUGCUUUCCGUACAAUCAGCUCAACAAGGUUAGCUGAAUACCUAAAUCUGUCCAAGCAAGAAUUGCCAAAUUUUAUCUCUCAAUAUCCUGGAUGGACGAUUGAAGGUGAACAGAUUUCUGUUCCUGCCAACCCUGACAAUGACGUCAAAGCAACUGUUAUCCGCGAAGACGUUCAAGUUGAUCAAUUGAGCAAACUACUUUCCCAAUCACAAACACCUGUUCUACGGGUUUAGAUGAGUUUCACUUUAUCUUUUGUACAUUAUACAAACACCCGCAAGGGCGCAAAAUUCUAUUUUCCAGAGAUGCCAUUGGGAGGUUCAUGCUAUUGGACCUUGAAUAAUUUUGAUUCCUGCUUCAAACGUUCCUAAGAAUACAAACCCUCCUAAUCCGAUCCAAAUCGUUCUUGGUAUGAAACCGGAAAAGAGAGCUUUGAUGCCUUCGUUUGUAGCGAUAUGACGAAGGGUUGGUAAAAUUUUAGUAUUGACA